Molecule: messenger RNA, 1686 nt
Organism: Purpureocillium lilacinum
Lineage: Eukaryota; Fungi; Ascomycota; Sordariomycetes; Hypocreales; Ophiocordycipitaceae
Product: glycylpeptide N-tetradecanoyltransferase
Biological process (GO): N-terminal peptidyl-glycine N-myristoylation
Cellular component (GO): cytoplasm
Molecular function (GO): glycylpeptide N-tetradecanoyltransferase activity
Source: RefSeq, a predicted model, not a curated record
AUGCCUCCCGAGGAGUCCAAGCCCGUGGAGCCCGUCGUCGACGAGACCGACGCCAAGCUCAAGGGCAAGCAGGCCGAGAUCGAGUCCGACGAAGACGACGACAAUGACCCCGCGACCACGACCGCAACGGGCGAAGGCGCACCCGCCGCGGCCUCCUCCUCGAGCAAGAAGAAGAAGUCGAAACGCAAGAAGGCCAAGGAGCUGCUCACGGGCCACAAGUCCAGCGCCGACCACGAGUCCGAGAUCAAAAAGGCCAUCGGCGGGCUCACGCCGCAGCAGAUGAAGGAGCUGCUGGCGCUGAACCCGAGCCUGCGCGACGAGCUGUCGCAGGCGUCGGGCAGCGCGGACCCGUCCCCCGAGCAGGCCGCCGAGAUGCUCAAGAAGAUGAACCUGCAGGACAUCAUGACGGGGCUGGCCGCCGCGGGCAAGAACGUCAAGGACAUGGGCGCGUACAAGUUCUGGCAGACGCAGCCCGUCCCGCGCUUCGGCGAGAACGAAAAGGUGGCCGAGGAGGGGCCCCUCAAGAUCCAGACGGUCGACGAGGUGCCCAAGGAGCCCGCGCCGCUCAUCCCGGGCUUCGAGUGGGUGACGGUCGACCUCAACAGCGACGAGGAGAUCAAGGAGGUGUACGAGCUGCUCAACGGGCACUACGUCGAGGACGACGAGGCCAUGUUCCGCUUCAACUACUCGCCCGAGAUUCUGCGAUGGGCCAUGAUGUCGCCCGGCUGGAAACGCAAGUACCACGUCGGCGUGCGCGCCUCGCAGUCGCGCAAGCUCGUCGCCUUCAUCUCCGCCAUCCCCUGCCGCCUGCGCGUGCGCGAAAACUACAUCAUGUGCUCCGAGGUCAACUUCCUGUGCAUCCACAAGAAGCUGCGCGGCAAGCGCCUCGCCCCCGUCCUCAUCAAGGAGGUGACGCGCAUCAGCAACACCGAGGGCGUCUGGCAGGGCCUCUACACGGCCGGCAUCGUCCUGCCCCGGCCCGUCAGCACGUGCCGCUACUUCCACCGCUCCAUCAACUGGCAGAAGCUCAACGAGUGCGGCUUCAGCCCCCUGCCCGCCGGCAGCAAGCCCCAGUACCAGAUCCGCAAGUACGCGCUGCCGGAUAGCACCUCGACGAGGGGCCUGCGUGCGAUGACGCCCAAGGAUAGUCCCGCCGUGCUGGCCCUGAUGAAGCGCUAUCUCAAACGCUUCGACAUGGCGCCCGACUUCACCGAGGAGGAGGCCCUACACUGGUUCAUCCCCAAGCCGAACGUCGAGCAGGUCAUCUGGUCCUACGUCGUCGAGGACUCCGACAAGAAAAUCACCGACUUCUUCUCCUUCUUCUGCGUCGAGUCGUCCAUCAUCAACAACCCCAAGCACGACGUCCUACGCGUCGCCUACCUCUUCUACUACGCCUCGGAGACGGGCCUCGCCCAGCCCUUCGACAAGGCCGCCCUCAAGACGCGCCUCAACGGCCUCAUGCACGACGCCCUCAUCCUCGCCAAGAAGGCCCGCUUCGACGUCUUCAACGCCCUCACCCUCAUGGACAACGCCCUCUUCCUCGAGCAGCAAAAGUUUGGCGGCGGCGACGGCCAGCUGCACUACUACCUCUUCAACUACCGCAUGAACCCCAUCGCCGGCGGCGUCGACAAGCGCAACCAGCUGGACGAGGAGAACCUGAGCGGCAUCGGCCUGGUGAUGCCGUAA